This is a messenger RNA of Penicillium expansum, 2241 nucleotides long. RefSeq lists its product as uncharacterized. The record is from RefSeq and is a predicted model, not a curated record. Lineage: Eukaryota; Fungi; Ascomycota; Eurotiomycetes; Eurotiales; Aspergillaceae. The transcript has 3 exons. The coding region runs from base 1 to 2241 and encodes 746 amino acids.
AUGUACUCGCAUCUUGAAGCUGAAGGCACUGCGAUUACCAUCGUUCAUUGCGAGGCACAGAAGCUGCCAGUUGUCGAUCGCAUUCUUGAGCCUCAAACCAUCGGACAUUUCAUGCAAUUUGCGUUCGGUGAGCCACUACCCAAUGGUAGUCAACCCAACAUCGAGCGCCUGUCCGAAGAGGAAUCGUCCUUCCUCCAACAUGAUCAAAACUUUCCCCCGGACUCCGAUGGCGAACCCAUCAUGACCAGUGUUAUGGCCCGCAUUGGAUCUGAACGAGAUUUCACCCGGCUCUGUAUGGUCGGAAAGAACAUUCAAUCCCUAAAAUCCCGUCUGUGGGAGGGCAUCAUCCCCUUGAGCGACCAGAUAUGGCAGGAAAAAGGCCUCGACCGGCCAGAACAUUUUGAUCUCGCGUGUCAGCAUCUAACGGCUGUGAUCGCCGUGUUCCAGUAUUUGAAUGAACCAACCGUGCGAUUGUAUCUUCGCGACACGUUCAAUUACAUCUAUGAGCACUGGACGGCGCUCGAUGCUGUUCUCAACAAUCUCAGAACGGAGCAAGGUAAAAAGCACGUUAGUGUCGCGGGUCUCUGGACAAGAUACAUGACAGCGCAUUUCGAGAUGAUGACCGAACGCGCCCAUAGAUGGGUUAUUGUGCAUGCCCAUACACUGCGAGCUCCAUUGCUGCGAGCCCUUUUGGAGUAUCGGCCACCGGGAGAUAGCGGCCCGUUAGGCCAACCUGAUGCUUUGCAGUGGAAAAUUACUGAUUCGCUGCACACGCUGACAGAAAUCAUUGCCACUGCUGAUUUCACUAUCAUGAUUCCCAUGGACGGUUACAAGGGGUACUUCGCGGCUCCCCCGCGGGAUGGGGAUGGUCCGGCAGCUCUUCAUGCGGCGAAUCUGCAAACGAGAGGUAAAGCAUACCAUGAGCGUUUGAGGCUGCUUACUCGAGAAGCCAUCCCACGUUAUUCAGCAGGUCCAUGGAGAGAUUCAAUUCCUUCGUCCGGAGAGACAUACCAUGGGACAGCUCAGAGCCAGAUUCAAGGCCAGAAUAAAUUGAGGAAAGAGGUGCGUGGUGCACCUCUUGAACCUGUUCCUCGCGAGCCUUGGAUUGCUGCCUGUGUCUCCAAGAUGGAAUCUGGAAAAAAGGAGGGAAAGCAGGAAAAGUAUGGGUUGGCUGUGUAUCGGUUGACUUAUGGGCAGACGGAGUCUGAAUGGACAGAGUUCGUUCGCAAAGUGGAAGCCCAUGUUUCGGAUUGGGGCAAAGGCCACACAGGAAGCAGUGCUAUCAAAGAGCAUUUGAAGCUUCGCUGGCUGGAUGGGAAGGAACUGGGUAUUUCUGAGGGCGAUAUCGAUGCAUCUAAGGAACACUUCCAAAACAUCAAAGAUGGCAACGACGACUGGUCAGAGGUAGAAGAUAGCGCUUUCCUCGUCGUUGACUCCGCAUCUUUUGCCUCAUACAUGACCAAAUCCUACAGUCCCGCGACAUCAAAGCUCAUUCCUGGUGACUUCACCGGCUUCCUUCUCGCUGUUGACCCAGACUUCGACCCAGAGAAGGGCAUCACACGAUCCGACGAGUCUCCAGGCUACACUGGCCAAAUGCGAAUUCUCGGAAGCCUUGUGUGGAGUGAUCUCUAUUCCUUACUAUCAGCGCAGACAUCAUACUUUGAAGACCACUGGCCAUUAGCAAGCGAGCACCCGAACAUGGUAUAUGUCGGUCCAACAAUCCCACUGCAGAGAUUAAUGUGGCAGGAACACAACUUGAUGCGCUGGAAUCUCCUUCGAGCGGUGAUAGACCAUGUAAAACUCAACCCUGGAACUCCAGUACCACAACCAGCCCAAGCCGAAGCUACAUCUGGAACGACAUCUCCGACUGCAGACGUAUCUACAGCCGCGCCACCAACCCCUUCUGUGCCCUCAUCUACACCAGCCGCAGAACAAAAUCUCACCAACAACGCUUCUAUCCCCUCAUCGACUCCACCCGCAGAACAGGACCCCGCCAACGACCCCCUACGCACACUCAUGCUCACCGAGUUUCAGCGCUACUUACGCCAUCGGGGUCACCCGCGGCGGGCGGCCAUGGUCGAUGAACUGCUCCGUAUUCAGCCAGAUGAGGAGCCAGAUGCAGGGCGACUACGGCAGUUGGUGAAUGAUGAGGAUCAACGGCAGGAGCAGCGGAGGCGAGAUGGUUUGGAUGAGGAUGAGGAGGCUUCGGGGGAGUAUCGGCCGGAGUGCCCACUGCAGUAA